Ciona intestinalis (vase tunicate) is the source of this 1968-nucleotide messenger RNA. The record is from RefSeq and is a predicted model, not a curated record. NCBI's taxonomy places the organism in Eukaryota, Metazoa, Chordata, Ascidiacea, Phlebobranchia, Cionidae.
UUGCAGGUAUAUAGAUAUUACAUUUUGUCAUUGAAGAUAUAAGACUUGUUAUGCUUAUAGUGAUGACAAUUUCUUCAAUAUUCGAUACGCGAAACCUGAAACCAUGUUUGCCGUUUGUUUCCUAUUCAACGGAAGUAGAUAAUUAUGUGAACGAAAACAGUCUUAAUAGAAAUGCUGGCAUUACUGUAUACAGUAGCUUUCAAUUCGACUGCGUUUCCGAAGAACAACUGCUGUUACGAAGCAUCAACCUGUGGAAAGGUAUACGAACAUGGCUUACAACAGUGGAUUUGUAUCUGAUGAAGAAAUACCGGAGACACUGAGCGGCUUGUUUAAAUCGAACGUUGGCGACGACGCCCGAAUCACCACAGCGCGUUUCAACGAAAUAGUGAUCAACAACCGAUCUAAUCUUCCAGAGUCUGUCAUCUCUAAAAUCACCAACUAUAUUGACAAUAACGAGGAUGGUUACGUUACGUUGGCGGAAAUCGAAAAGAUGGAAAGCGAGGACGCUGCUGUUGUUGCGGAAGAAGCUGGCGUGAGUCGCAAACAUCUAUCUUUAUUCAGCAGAGGAUACCAAACUGUUGGAAAGUUCUUUCUUACCAAGGAACAACAAAAGUUAACAUACGGCAAGCAAUACAAAUGUUGUCCUCCGCCAAUCGGGAUUCUACUCAUAAGCUUGGCUCAGAUUGCGGUGUACGUUUACUACGGACAGUUAAGUGGAAACUGGUUCAACAUUAGCCAAGAAAUAGUCGAUUCACCGAUUGCUUAUGUUCCAACGAAACGAAAGGAAGCGUGGAGAUUUCUCUCUUAUAUGUUCGCCCAUGCUGGAUUGGAACACGUUCUGUUUAACGUAUUGGUCCAAUUGAUCCUCGCCAUACCGCUAGAGAUGGUGCAUGGUGGGCUACGUAUUAUGGGGAUUUAUAUUGGUGGAGUUAUAGCUGGUUCACUCGCCUCAUCUGUGAUAGAUCCUUACGUUAUAUUAGUGGGUGGAAGUGGUGGUACUUAUGCAUUGCUUACUGCACAGAUCGCUAACGUUAUACUGAACGGUGACGUGAUGAACAAGUUUUAUCGAGUCUUAAGAGUGGUGGGAACUAUUGUGCUAUUGUUGUUCGACUUCGGUUAUUCUAUCUACCGACGUUUCCAGCCGCAAACAGCAGGCGUUGACGUUUCUUUCAUAGCUCACGUGGCGGGUGGUGUAGCUGGUGUCACCCUUGGUUUAGUGUUGCUAAAAAACUUCAAGACUUCUCUUACGGAUAAAAUCUGGUUCUGGGUUUCUGUUGUCGCUUACAUUGCUUUCAUUGUAUUUGCGGUACUUUGGAAUAUCUUCUACGAUAACUACCCGGCACAAGUUGUCUAAGCCAACGAGCUGAUAUUAAUGCCAUAUGCAUUACACAAUGAAUGGUGGUUAUUUGUUCCAUAAUACAUCGAAAGAGAAACAUAAAAAUACCUAAUUCAACGAAUGUACGAAAAUAAAGACCUAUAGAAAACCUUUUACAAUGAAAUACCCCAUAACUGCUUGUUUUCUCCCGUUUCUCUUUAUCAAAAGCAAAUCAAAUCGUCUAUAUAUAAAUAUGCAAUGUGUAUAUACAUUUGGCACGCACUGGCUUUGUUUUUAUGUUGCUUAUGCAGAUCAAUGAAGAAUAUAACUAUUAAUCUACAUACAGUCAGGCUAUACGAUCCUUAGUUCUAUGCAAAUCUGCUUUUAACGAUGUUGGCUUCAUUAUAUUACUUCAUAUACUUCUGCUUGCUCUGCAUAUACAUUAUGGAAAGAUUCGUUUACAACUACAGCAGUAUGUCGUUACCACUGUGUAUAUAACUGUCGGUAUUUAUUGUAAAAACAACCAAUAACCAAAAGAAGAUAGACCUUAAAUGCCUACAUUAGUGUAACUGCUUAGGCACUGUAUAUAACAUGCUCUAUUUUGCUGGUAACUUGAUCUUACGUCUCCAUGCAAUACAAGAAAUCAAAACAUU